Messenger RNA from Chaetomium globosum CBS 148.51, 1191 nucleotides. RefSeq lists its product as uncharacterized. The coding region runs from base 1 to 1191 and encodes 396 amino acids. Gene Ontology annotation, molecular function: damaged DNA binding. Gene Ontology annotation, biological process: nucleotide-excision repair involved in interstrand cross-link repair; UV-damage excision repair; base-excision repair. The transcript has 3 exons. Gene Ontology annotation, cellular component: nucleotide-excision repair factor 1 complex. The record is from RefSeq and is a predicted model, not a curated record. Lineage: Eukaryota; Fungi; Ascomycota; Sordariomycetes; Sordariales; Chaetomiaceae.
AUGGAUCGCCCAGGCACCCCACCACAACCUCAAAGAACGUCAGCCUCGAGACGGCCACCAUCCCCGCCUUCUCCCGAAGUCACACGCCGGAUAGAAGAGUCGCGACUGCGUGCCAAAGCCAUUCGUGACCAGCGCGACAAAGAGCAACCAUCCGCUAGCGUCCAUCCCAAACCCCGACCAGCGUCCGGCUUUGUUGCAACAGAUGACACGGCGGGCAAGAAGCGACCAUACGCAUCGAUAUCACGGACGGAGGUGCCAGCAACGAAGCGCGAUGCGCGCACAGCGCCUUCCAAAGAUGGCACCGAUACAGGGGGCGCUGGUCUGCUGCCCAUGUCGCGCAAGUUUAGCAAAUAUGUCGAUUACAACUUCAGUGCCAUGACCGACACCAAGGGCGGCUUUCUAAGCACGGAGGAUGACCCUUGGAAUAAGAGCAUGUCUCUAGGUGUCUUCGCAUCCGGCCCGCCGGGCGCCGAGCAGAAACCCGCGCAUAUGUCGGCGGCCGAGUGGGAACGGAUGCAGCUGCUCAGAAAGCUGCAACGUAACAAGUCGGGGCCUUUUGAACCUUCGCUAAGCGUCCUCGCCGACGAGAAGACCAAAAAACGGUGCCGAGAAUGCCGCACUGUAGAGAUCGACUUUGUCUGGGAGGAGGUUUUUGGUUGCGCGGUGUGCAACACUUGCAAGGAGAAAUACCCAGAGAAGUACAGCUUGCUCACCAAGACGGAGUGCAAGGAGGAUUAUUUGUUGACGGAGCCCGAACUUAAAGACGACGAACUCCUCCCACACCUAUCGAAACCAAAUCCACACAAGGCCCACUGGCAUGACAUGAUGCUGUUCCUCCGGUACCAGGUCGAGGACUACGCAUUCAAGCAGAAAUGGGGCUCGGUCGAGGCGCUAGAUGCCGAGUUCGAGAAGCGUGAGGCAGAUAAGAAGAGACGCAAGGAGGCGAAGUUUAAAGAGAAGCUCCUGGACCUGAAGCGAAAAACCAGGACAGAUGCGUUUCGGCGAAACAAUGCAAAAGCUGGGGCCAGCGCUGGAGGAGGUGGAAUAGGAAAGGCGACCAAAUUUGGGGAUGCUAUUGGCGGCGGGGGGAAACAUGUACACGAAUGGGGCCGAACCGUCGAGAACGAGGAUGGGAUGACGGUGAAGACAUGCGUGAUUUGUAACAUGGAAGUCGAAGAGCUGGAACUAUGA